Meloidogyne enterolobii is the source of this 663-nucleotide messenger RNA. NCBI's taxonomy places the organism in Eukaryota, Metazoa, Nematoda, Chromadorea, Rhabditida, Meloidogynidae. The record is from the annotation of a GenBank genome assembly.
AUGUUAAAGAAUAUUCUCUUAAUAUUAUUUUUAAUUAAUUAUUUUAAUUUAAUAUUAAUUAAAGCCCCGCCACCAAUGAGUCAUUUUAAUCUUGAACAUGAAUAUUACGAGUUAAAUGGUGAUCAAUUAGAAUUUAUAUUGCCACAUAUAAAAGGCGAACUUCGUCAACAAUUGUUUUACAAUGCAUAUAAAGCAAUUGAAUUUGCACGUUUAAGAGUCCAUCAGGCAAACCCUGGUGCUAAUCAAAAUGAGCAGUUAAUUUAUCUGGAUACGGUUGCUGUACAAAAUAUGAUCCAUGCAAAUUAUGAUUUUAUUCUCUAUCCACCAAAUCAAAAUAAUUUAGUUAGAACACUCAGAUUUAAUGAACCGCAUUCUAACGGAACACUAGAAAUGUGGGAAGAUGAACAUACAAAUGGAGGAGGUGUCCAGAAUCAAUUUAACCACCUUAUAGCUCUUUAUCCAAAUGGAACUUUGGAUUUAUUUUAUUAUAUUAGAUGUCGAAAUCGAAAUAAUAUUGAAAGAUUUGAAUAUAGUGAAAAACAUAGAAUUAUGAGAGAAAGCUUAAUUUUAACUUUUAUUCAACAAGUAACACAUAGAGCUGUUGAUGGAACUAUUAUAUCAAUUAAUCAAUUCCGCCCUCAAUAUUACAAAAUUAAUUUUUAG